AAGUUGAAGCUAAACCCGAGGUUAGAAUAAGACUUCGUUCAACAGCUGGUUUAGCAGGGUUGAAAAAUGGAUUAUCAUCCAAGAUUACCGCUUCAUAUCUUGAAGAAAUUUCAUUUAAAUGGUUGAAUACUGCUAUUGUUGCAGUCGUUGUAAUGACAAAUUGUUUGUUUGAAACUGUUGUUCGUAAAGAUGAAUUAUUCGAUUGUUGUUGA
Funneliformis caledonium is the source of this 212-nucleotide messenger RNA. The record is from the annotation of a GenBank genome assembly. Lineage: Eukaryota; Fungi; Glomeromycota; Glomeromycetes; Glomerales; Glomeraceae.